Messenger RNA from Leptosia nina, 1251 nucleotides. NCBI's taxonomy places the organism in Eukaryota, Metazoa, Arthropoda, Insecta, Lepidoptera, Pieridae. The record is from the annotation of a GenBank genome assembly.
AUGGCUGGGUCAACCGUGUGGCGUUGCGCCGGUUUGUUAUUAUUUAUCGUUGUGGCGAGUGCUUCCUUUUCUGGACUUUACAUUGAUAACGGUGUGGAUCAGACUAUUAUUCACCAUUCUAUGACGCGUCACGAAAGACAGGUCGUCGAACACGAAAUACUUGAGUUGUUGGGUCUCGGAGAAAGACCGCGGAGAGCUCAAGUGCCAGCUACGGACAGAUCAGCGCCAAGCUUCUUGUUAGAUGUUUACAAGCAACUAGCGGAGGAGCAUGAGCAAGCUAGGCCGACUCGCAGUUCCGAAAUGGCACUCAGUGGAGACGAACAACAUGCUAUUGAUGAAAGUGAUCUUAUCAUGACCUUUCAAAGCAAAAAACAUCAUCUAGGCGUCCUUCGUCAUGGACACGGAAGACACGUUUGGUUUGAAGUAACGGGUGCUCCAGGAGAUGCCUCUUCUUUACUGACUGCUGAACUUCGGUUACAUCAAGCAGCAUCGCAUACAGCUGAGCCAGCCAGCCUUUAUACUGUGGUAGUACAUCGAGUUAUCAAUGUUGAUAAUUUAGGUGGUUUGCAAAUGGAGGAACUUGCGGCAGUAAAUACGAGUGCCAGUGCCGAGGGAUGGCUGGAGUUUAACGUCACAGGAGCGUUGGCCACUUGGCUCGGGGCACCGGCGGAUAAUCGGGGGUUCUUCAUUACAUUGCAUCCUCACACCCAGCCAGAACGCCACGUAAAACCCGAAGAAAUUGGUUUAGAAGAAAACCACGGGCCUAACUCUGAAGGCAAGCAGCCGUUUUUGGUGGCAUUUUUCAAGAAUGGACCUAAGCUGGGUAACACCGAUGCAGGAGCGAGACGCAAGCGGGAAGCGCGAAGGUGGCGAACGCAUGGGUAUUCCGAGAAUUAUCUGAGAAAUCCCCUUACAGAUACUUCACAUUGGACGACGCGUAGUUGUGAAAUUCAAACACUGUACGUUAGUUUCAAGGACUUGGAGUGGCAGGAUUGGAUAAUAGCGCCAGAAGGAUAUGGAGCGUUCUAUUGCAGCGGAGAAUGCAACUUUCCUUUGAAUGCCCACAAAAAUGCUACGAACCACGCCAUAGUUCAAACACUAGUACACUUGCUAAAUCCCACGCAGGUCCCAAAACCGUCGUGCGCGCCAAUCAAGUUGUCUCCGAUUUCAGUGCUUUAUUAUACAGAUGAUUCGAAUGUGAUUCUCCGGAAGUACAAGAACAUGGUCGUGAAGAGCUGCGGGUGCCAUUAA